AUGAAGCGGGAUCGGCGCGGCCGGUUCCUGUCCCCCGCCGGCGGGCGCAGGCCGGAGUCCCGGGCGGGGAGCGGGCGGCGGGGCCGCGCGGCCCGGGAGGAGGCGGCCGGGGCGGGGCAGGGGGCGCGCGGGGCCCCGGCGCAGCCCGAGCCGGAGGACGGCGCCGAGGAGGCAGGAAUUGGUAGAGCCCUGAGCGUAGGAUAUUGCCGACUCUGCCAUGGGAAGUUUUCCUCCCGGAGCUUGCGGAACGCUUUUGGGAAGGUUCCUGUAACGGGAGAGAACUCGGAGAAGCAGCGACGUGUGGAUCAAGUGUUUUUCACAGAUUUCCAGCGACUGGUCGGAGUAGCAGUCCGACAAGAUCCUGCUCUCCCGCAAUAUGUCUGCAAGAAAUGCCAUGCCCAGUUUUACAAAUGUCGCAGCGUCCUCAAGACGUUUAUUCAGAGGGUGAAUGCAUCUCCCACAGGCCAUAUAAAGUCAAAAGGAAAGAACAGUGAUGUGCAGCCACAGCCAGAUGCAGAAGCCCCCUGUUUGGUAGACUUGAUCACAUCCAGCCCCCAGUGCCUGCAUAAUUUGGUUACGUGGACCCACAACCAUGCGGGGAACUGCCAGUCUGUGCCAAGCCUGCAGAGUGUGUUAUCUUCCGAGUACUGUGGGAUAAUUCGAGCCGUGUGGGGCUGUGGAAACGGGCAUGACUAUGUUAUGGAUACAGAUUCUGAUUGCAGCACGGUGCUUGUCGAUAAUGCCUUGUCUGUUACAUGGGAAUGGAACAAGAGCACAGCACAGCAUCUGACUGACAACGGGGAAAGUGCAGACAAUGCUGGGGCUGCCUCUGCGCCCAGGCCCCAGCUUGCUCCAGCAAGGACAGUCACUUGCGAGCAGCCAGUAAACAAAGGGACCACAUCGGAGCCACUCGGAGCUGAGAAUCAGUUGCCACAGAGCAGGAAUUCAUCUCAUUCACAAGAGGACAGUCCAGUCUCUUUACAGGAGAAAAGUCUGCCCCAGUCAGCCUCUCCACUGAGCAGUGCCCCAGGACAGUGGAGUGGGAAGCAGGUUCUGUCUUCAACGUCGGAUGAGCGGGUAAAAGACGAGUUCAGUGACCUUUCUGAGGGAGACUUCUUGAGUGAAGAUGAGAAUGAUAAGAGAACCGUGCAAUCUUCAGAUGACUCCUUUGAGCCUUAUCCAGAAAAGAAGGGGUCCAACAAAAAGAGUGAAAAUAAAGAAGCGAAGAAGGCCGAAGAGCCCAAAAUAAGAAAGAAGCCAGGCCCCAAGCCAGGCUGGAAAAAAAAGAUCAAAUGUGAAAGGGAGGAGCUGCCUACCAUCUACAAGUGUCCUUACCAGGGGUGCACAGCUGUAUACAGAGGGGCCGAUGGCAUGAAGAAACACAUAAAGGAGCAUCAUGAAGAAGUGCGGGAGAGGCCUUGUCCCCACCCUGGCUGCAACAAGGUGUUCAUGAUUGAUCGGUACCUACAGCGCCAUGUGAAACUCAUUCAUACAGAGGUACGGAAUUAUAUCUGUGAUGAAUGUGGGCAGACCUUCAAACAACGCAAACACCUCUCAGUCCAUCAGAUGCGCCAUUCAGGAGCAAAGCCCCUCCAAUGUGAAAUCUGUGGUUUCCAAUGCAGGCAGCGAGCGUCUCUCAAAUAUCACAUGACCAAACACAAAGCUGAGACCGAGCUGGAGUUUGCCUGUGACCAGUGUGGAAAGCGUUUUGAAAAGGCCCAUAACCUUAAUGUCCACAUGUCCAUGGUGCACCCUCUGACCCAGACUCAGGACAAAGCCAAGCCACUGGAGCCUGAGCAGAUUCUCAUGUUGAAUCCUUCAGGGACUGUGGAAAGCCAGGCUGUAAAACCAGAACAGACUGCACAACAGGAGCCUACUUGAAGGUCUGCUGGAGGGGUGUACUGAUCCAGCCUUGUAUAAACCAUUCAGCAGUGGGGAUUUUUAAUAUACAUUUUAAUAGAUUCUCAACAAAAAACCCACCUCAGUGCAAAUAGCUUCAGCUUGCUC
Molecule: messenger RNA, 2007 nt
Organism: Emys orbicularis (European pond turtle)
Lineage: Eukaryota; Metazoa; Chordata; Testudines; Emydidae
Gene: ZNF276
Product: zinc finger protein 276
Exons: 11
Coding region: 1-1881 (626 amino acids)
Biological process (GO): regulation of transcription by RNA polymerase II
Cellular component (GO): nucleus
Molecular function (GO): RNA polymerase II cis-regulatory region sequence-specific DNA binding; zinc ion binding; DNA-binding transcription factor activity, RNA polymerase II-specific
Source: RefSeq, a predicted model, not a curated record